Molecule: messenger RNA, 753 nt
Organism: Nezara viridula (southern green stink bug)
Lineage: Eukaryota; Metazoa; Arthropoda; Insecta; Hemiptera; Pentatomidae
Source: the annotation of a GenBank genome assembly
AUGAUUUACUUAAUAUUCCAGCUUUUAUUACUAAUACGAAUCUUCAGACCAUCUGAGCAAUCAUGUAGACUAAACGAGAAGAAAUCCAAGUUGACUUGUGCAGAUAUAAAUCUCAUUCUUGAUUACCAUAACGAAUGUAGAGAUCAGGUGGCAGGGGGAAAAACUAAACUGGAACAAGCAAGAGACAUGUGGGUUCUCAAGUGGGAUAGUGAAUUAGCCGAAGUGGCCCAGGAUCAUGCAAAUAAAUGCAUUUUGGAACACAACGCUCGAAGACCGAUGGACACUGGUGAAAACAUUGCUUGGAUGGCUUCUUCUGAAAAUAGUAUGGCUUGGCUGAAAAGCUUAACUCAUAUGUGGUACAAAGAAAUACAAGAUUAUAAUCAACAUGGUUCUUCGAAUAUUGACAAGGCGGGGCACUUCACUCAGAUGAUUUGGGCAGAUACGAAAUACGUCGGCUGUGGUCUUGCUUUUUAUGAUAACGUUAAUGAUCACCACACACCAUAUCAGACCUUAUUGGUGUGCAACUAUCGACCACCUGGUAACCACCGCGGCGAACUACCGUACGAGAAGUUUAAUGGUCUCGCAAGAUGCGAGAGAGGUGUUCAAUCCACCGUAUUCACCAGCCUAUGCGCCCAUGACCAGCAGCAUGCCGAUGGAAAAUAUAUUGUUCGAUGUUCUGGCUUUAAGCUACAACCUACGGCAAUAUUAUUAUUUAUUUUGUUGUUAUGUGGCUAUCACCAUAAUAAUUUUUAA